CAGCUCCAAGAUCGUUCUCGCCAUUUUCAGGUCGACCCUCUUCUUCAUCUCCUUCUCUUUUGCUCGCGCCGCUUCGUUUUGUUGCAAAUUCAUUGGUUGGAUCGACCUUUUCUGCGGUCGCCUGCCCUGCUAAAGAAUACCUGCUGAUCAGUGAAGAUUAUGGCUGAGUCAGCUGAUAACGGUGCUGGGAAGAAGCUUAUUCGAAUUGAUAUUAGUUCAGAUACUGUUUGCCCGUGGUGCUGCGUAGGCAAAAAGAAUUUGGACAAGGCUAUAGCCAUUGCAAAGAAUCAGUUUGAUUUUGAGAUCAAAUGGCAUCCAUUUUUUCUGAAUCCAUCUGCCCCAAAAGAAGGUGUCAACAAAAAAGAGUAUUACCUGAAAAAGUUUGGAUCUGAAUCGGAAAGCAUGGAAGCUCGUAUGCGCGAGGUUUUUAGAGGUAUUGGAUUGGAAUACAACAUGUCUGGUCUCACGGGAAAUACUGUGGAUAGCCACAGGCUUAUAUACUAUGCUGGGACAGAGGGGCUCGAGAAGCAACAUAAACUUGUGGACGAGCUAUUCAUUGGCUACUUCACCCAGGGAAGAUAUAUUGGUGACAGAGAAUUCCUUGUGGAAGCUGCUGCCAAGGCUGGAGUAGACGGGGCAGCCGAGUUUCUAGAUAAUCCAAACAGUGGACUGCAAGAGGUAAAUGAGGAGCUCGAACAGUACUCGUCAAACAUUUCAGGGGUUCCGCACUUCGUGAUAAAUGGGAAGCACAGAUUGAGCGGCGGCCAGCCCCCCGAGGUGUUCCUGCGAGCCUUUGAGGUUAUCGCUAGCGGAAACUAAACGAAAUGAAAAUGUCAUGCUUGUGUUUACUCAAUAAAUAAAAAACAGGUUGUGUUAUCUGUUUUACUAUAAAUACUAUAUAGGAACAAUGAGUGAAUAAAUUCUUCCGGUUCAUGGAAA
Molecule: messenger RNA, 939 nt
Organism: Syzygium oleosum
Lineage: Eukaryota; Viridiplantae; Streptophyta; Magnoliopsida; Myrtales; Myrtaceae
Exons: 8
Coding region: 160-819 (219 amino acids)
Molecular function (GO): oxidoreductase activity
Source: RefSeq, a predicted model, not a curated record